AUGUUUUUAGAACAAGAAUCAAAUCAAGAUAUUAAAAAUAAUCAGUACGGAAUUCCCUAUGAACAAUGUUACAUUACGAGUUGUUUCAAUAAUUAUGAACAUCAAAAUAAGGAACAAAAUGAUUAUGAGCAUAAGUGUAAAAUGAAAUAUGAUAAAAUUAUAGGAAAUGGAGCAAAUUAUAAUCCAAAAAAUACUCUUCAUGAUAAAAACAAUAAAAAAUCAAUAGUGAAAAAAUACUAUAAAAAAAGUGAGUAUAACAUAAAUAACAAAAACGAUAAUUAUAGCUUUUCUAGUAUUACCUAUUCUAAUAGAAAAAAUUUAAAUAAGAGUUUGAAAAAUUCUUUUGAAUCAAAUAAGAAUAACAAAGAUGUAAAUAUGGACAAUAAUUCUUAUAUAUGUAAUUACGAAGAUAAAAUAAAUAAUAGUGAAAUUAAUGAUAAUAAAAAUACUGACAAUAAUUCAUCAAACUACUGUUACAGAAUUAAGGAAGGUUCUAAGAAUAGUGAUGUUAAUAAUAUUACAGAAAAUGACAAAAUAAUUAAAAAUAAUAUGAUAGAUGAAGGGGAAAAUAAAAAUUUCAAUGUAUUAAAAGAUAAUUUACUGUCUAAUAAUAGUGAUGCUAAUUUUCAAAAUACAAGAGAUAUGAAUGAAAAUAAAAAUAUAUUGAAUUCUAAAUUUUUAUAUAUUAACACAAAUUAUGAUAAUGAAUAUAACAAUGAAAAAAUUAGAAAAAUUGUAUUUUCAGAAAACAACAAAAAUAAAACAAUAAAUACUUUAAAUAACGAUUCAUGUGAUUAUUAUAAAUCUAAAAAUUUAAAUGCAGUAGAACCAAAUAGUUAUUCAGAUAAAAAUUUUGAAAAAAACAGCAUCCAAAAAUCUGUAGAUUCAUUAUAUCUAAAUUCAUAUGAAACGACUAAAAAUAAAAUUGAAUAUAAUAAAGGGAAAAAAAAUGUUGAAAAAUUAAGUAAUAAUGUUAAUUUAAAUCAAAAUUUAGAUAAUGAUAUUUAUUCCAAUGAUAAAUCUUCAUUAAAACUAGAAAAAGAAAAUGAAUUAUUAUUCAAAUCACAUUCAGGCAUUUCUUCAAACAUAUUCUUAAAGGAACAAGAUAAAAUAAAUAUAUACUUAAAAAAUAAGUGUAAUGAUAAUUAUAAAUAUAGUAAGAAAGUAGCUCCUCUUGAAAAAACGAGUUUUGAGAACAUUGGUAGAAAAAAAAAUUAUAAAAAUAUAAUUUAUAAUCAAAUAUUUAAUGAAAAUGAAGAGAAAAUAAACUGUGUAAAAAAAAAUUCUCUCAUCAAGAUACAUAAUAAUUAUAAUUCAAAUAACAAAGCUGUACAUAUUACUAAUAAAUUAAAUUAUAAGUCCUACAAAAAUGACCUAACAAAAAUAAAAAGUAAAUGUAAAGAUAAUAAAAUUUACAACAUCAAUAAUAAUACAAAAAUAAAUGAACCCAAUGAGACAAACUUUAUGAAGUUCAUCUCAAAUGAGGACAAUAACUUCUCUGCCGAUGUAAUAAAUUUGGAUACUGUAAACAUUUCUCUCAAUUUAAAAAAGAAGCAGAAAAAAACUAAAAAUGAUCAUGUAACUAAUAAUAUUGCUAAUUCAAAAAUGUACUUAAAUGACGUUUUUUCUUCUAAUAAUACCAAAUCAACUAAUAAAAAAAAAAGAAGCAAUAAAAAUUUUAGUUUAAAUUUAUGUAAUGCAUGUUUAAAUAUUGAUGAUGAAAUUUAUAUAAAACAAAUUAAGGAAAUUAUUGGUAGAGAAAUAAAUUUAUCAGAAGAAGAUCCUUUAAUUGUUUCAGAAUUAAAAAAAUGUAAUAUUUAUAAUUCAUGUAUUUUUAACAAUUUAAAAAAUGCUGGUAAUUUUCGUAAAGGAGGAUUGACAUGGGCGGUCUAUUUUAAUAAUAAUAAAGACAACAAUGAUUAUAAAAAUGAAAUAGAUAGUGAUAUAUUAAAUUAUAAAUCAAAUUAUAAAAAUAGCAUCAAUACAAGAUAUUCAAAGGAAAUGAUAAUAAAUUAUGAUCAGUUAUAUAAGGAAAAACAAACUUUAGAUGUAAGUGUUAGCACUAAUGGAAAUGAAUCUAAAUACAUAGAUUUAAUAAAUCAGAAUAUUUUUUAUAAUGAUAAAUAUAUUAUAGAACCAAUCAUUGAAAACACCUGGCUAAAAAAAGUUUUAUUAAUAAUUAAAAAAGAAUCAUUAGAUUUAGAUUCCUUCUUUUUCAAGUUAAAAUAUUAUUUUUAUAAAUCAGUUUUAUUUUUAUAUCAAGAAGGAAUUAAAUCUUACUUAGGAGAUAUAGCUAACCAAAUGAAAAUUUAUAUUAAUUAUAACUUUUGGUCAGCAUCUGAAAUUGCAUAUAUUUUAUGCCAAUUAACAAAUUUAUGCAAUAUACAAAUUGAGGUGAGAGUAAAAGGAGAAGUUGGUUGUGUUAUUUAUUUAAAUGAGGAACCAAAAGAUUUUCAAGGCUUUGUUGAUAGUCAUGAUUUAAAUGAUACUUUUAGUAAAAAAGAUUGGCUACUAUUACAUGAAUUUGCUAUAAAAAUGAUGCAAUAUAAAAAAGAGAAUAACGAAGAAAUCAAAAAAGAAAGUAACUGUAAAAAUAUUAAAAAUGAUCAAAAAGAUAAUUUUUCUAAUAUACAAGAAGAAGAAAAUAUAGAAAUGGGAAGAAAUUCUGUAGAAAAUAAGUCUUUAGAUGGAUAUUUACAAGAUGAAAACACAUCAUUAGAAUAUAAAGAUUCAAAUUCUUUAAAUAAUCAAACAUGUUCCAUUGCAUGCAUAUAUAAAAAGAAUCAUAUAAAAAAUUUAGAACAAAUGGAAAGAAAAAACGCCCUUAAUAAUAGUAAUAAUAUAAAAAAUAUAACGAAUGAAAAAAUAGAAGAUUUCUUAAAAUGUUCAAACAGUGAUAAUAAAAUGGUAUUGAAUAAUUCUCCUAAUACUAAUGAAUGUAUUUUUUGUUCUCCUUCUAACAAAAAAUUAAAGUCAUAUAUGUUCAAUGGAGGAAGAUAUGCAUUUGCGGCAAAAUUAAAGCAAGAAAUUAAACAUUUUAAGUCUAAAAGAUUAGGAGAUAUUAUACAUUUAGUUCAAUUAGCUAUACAUAAAGGAAUUUUUGUAUAUUCUCAAAGAAUUUUAUUACCAGUUUCCGCUUGUGAAAAAAGUGCUGAUGAUCUUUAUCCCAAAAUUAAAAAUUUUAACUAUGAAAUAUGUGAAACAUUAGGAGAAGUUUUACGCAUUAUUUCUUUAUUAGUGGAUCAUAAACAAAAUGGGUUAGUUUUAGCACAACUAAAGCAGCAGUUUAUUCUUCAAUUUAAAAAAGAACUAAAUAGCAUGCAUUUUGGAUAUAAAAAAUUACAAAAUUUGUUAUUAUCAGAACCUUUUAAUAAAUACUACAAAUUAUACAUACCUAAUUGCAAUUUACAUAGAACUCAUAUUCAACAUAAAAAGUAUAAAACACCUGAAAAUUGUAGAAUUUUUAAAAAGGAAAAUGUAAAUUUAAAAACUGAUUUAGAAUUUAUUAGCAAUCAUGAAUUUUAUAAUGAAUAUGAUUCCAACUCUGAUGAUGAUGAUGAUGAUGAUGACGAUGAUGACGAUGACGAUGAAAAUGACAAUGAUAGUAGUUAUGAAGAAGAUAACACUGAUAUAAAGGAUAAUAAAGAGGAAGAACAACAAAAAGAAGAAAUUAAGGGAGAGAAAAAAGAAAAGAAUGACGAAAAAGAAAAAAUUCAACAAGAACAAAAUAAAGAAAAAACUGAUAUAGACAAAGAAAUUAUUGAAACAUUUGAUUUAGAUGGUAAUGAAAAUGAAGAGAAUAAAUUUUGUGCAUCUGAUAAAAGUUCUAAUGGGAAGAAUAAAAAUAAUGAAGGGAUUGAUAUAGUCGAUAAACAAAAAAAAAACUGUUACAAUAAUAUUAGUAAACCAACAAUACAUAAGUGCGAUGAAAUAAUUAAUAAUAAAAUCUACAAAAAAGAAAAAACUGACAUGUGCAUGCAAAAUGAAGAAUCAUUAAAUGAUUUAACUAAAAAUAAUGUUAAUAAUGAGAAAAAUCACAAUUUUCUAAAGAAUGAUAAAAUUAAGAAUUUUGAAGAUGGUAAUAAUGUGUUGAAUAGUUCUAAUUUAAAUGAAGAAAAUACUAUAGAAUAUGAAAAGGAAGAAAAUAAAAUAUUAUUAUAUACUCAAACUAAAGAAGAGAACAUCAAAAUUGUAGAGAAAAAAAAAGAGGUUUGUUAUGAAAAUAACAACUAUGAAAGUGGCAGAAAAUGUAUUGAAAACAAGAAAGAAUUAAGUGAAAAUAAUAAUGGGAAUCACAAUAAUGCAUUUAAUAGGAUAAAUAAAAAUUGUAUUUCUGUCGAAAAUGAAAAUUCAAAUAAAAGCGAUAAAGAGAAAAUAGAAAAAAAUUUGAAAAAUGUUUUAAAUAAUAACAAUAAUAAAAAUAUAAUUAAUAGUAACAAAAAUAAGAAAUUAUCUACAGAAAAGAAAAAAAUGAAUAAAAAAAUUGAAUUAUGUUAUAAAAAUAUAAAUAGUUUACCACUUUUUAUACAAAAAAGCGUAAAAGCAAUUUUUGAAAAUAAUAAAGAAUACGUAUUUGAAAUAAAUGAUAUGGAAGAUUCUUCUAAUAUAAUAGGUGAUAAUAAAGAUACUGACUAUAGUAAUGAUAUUUAUCUAACUAUAUUUUCUAAAAUAAAGGAUAAAAAAAAAGAGGAAAAUAAAGAAAAAAAUGAAAAAUUAGAAGAAAACAAACAUAUAAAAGAUGUAGUCGUUGAAGAAAAUAAUAAUAUAAUAGAAAAAAAAAAAGAGGAAUCUAAAAUAGUCGAAAAUAAGAAAAUUAAUAUUAUUAACUCUUUAUAUCACAUAGAUUUUGAAACAAAAAAUAAAAAUGUACAAAAAUUUAAUGAAAUAAAAAAGAUUUUUACUAAUGCUGAUAAAAAUAAUUUAGUUGAUAAUGAGAAUAAAGAUGAUGAGACCAACUAUAAUAUUUGGAAUUUCCAUUUUAAAAAGUAUCAUUCCAUCGAUGAUGAUAAAAAAAAUAAUAAUAUAUCAUCAAAUAACGCAACUAUUUCACCAAUUCUAAAUAUAUAUUCUCUAAUAAAAAAAUUUAAGACGAAGAAGAAUAAUUAUGGUUCUUUUUUCAAUGAAAAUAAUGAAACUAAUAAUAAUGAGAGUAAUAAAAAUAUAAAUGACAUUUACCAUUUAGAUUUUAAUAAAAAUAAUAAUAAUAAAGAUGUAAAUUAUAAUUCAAAUUUAGAUAAAAUGAUGACUGGCAAAUCAUCAAUAAACCAGAUGGAAUCUUCUAAUGUAUUCGAGAAUUACACAUUAGAUUUGAUAAAUGCAAAAAAUAUAAAAGUAAAUAAUAAAAAUAAAAUUAAUAAUUUCGAAAAGAUUAAAAUUCAAAAUUUCGAUUGUAAAAUAAAUACUGUAAAAAAAGGAAACUUAAACAAAAAUAAUUUAAAAUUUAAAAGAGGAAAACAAAAUUUUUGUGAUUAUUUAAAUGACACAGAUAAUUAUUUUCUCUUAACCAAUUCUACUAUAGAAAAUUUAAAUAAAGAAAAAAGUAUAAGUAAUCAUAUUAAUGAUAAAAAAAUUAAUUCUUCAGAUCAAGUAAAAAGUAAAUUAUUAUAUGAUAUCAGUAUCAAUGACGCUAAGUUAUAUAAUUAUAAUGAAUCAGACAAUUUAAUAGGGACAUAUUUUAAGGAAAACAGCAAUGAGAUAAAAAUUAAAAAUGAUGAGAAUCUUAAUAUAAUUAAAAAUAAAAAGGAUAUUAACGAAAAAAAAGAACUAUUUAAUAAUAAUAAUAAUAGUAAUAAUAAUAAUAAUAAUAAUAAUAAUAAUAAUAAUAAUAAUAAUAAUAAUAAUAAUAAUAAUAAUAAUAAUUCUACCACUUCUGGUAAUAAUAAAAUUAAUAAGAUAAGUAAUAAUAGUAAUAAUAAUUCUACCACUUCUAGUAAUAAUAAUGUUAUAAAUGAAAAUAUCAAUUUUGAUAAUGAUACUAAAAUAAGUACAAAUAAAAAUAUCUCCAACAUAAUAAAAAUUAUAAAUGGAGAAAUAAUAAAUAAUUUAAAUGAUACAAAAGAAAGGAAUAAUUUAUAUUUUUCGAAAAAUAAUUGUAGUAAUAAUAAAAUUAACGAUAACAACUUAUGUGAUAUAAAUAAUGUAAAUAAUGAAAAAGAAUUAUAUUGUAAAAAUUUAUCAAUAGAUAAUACAAAGAAACAAAAUAAUUUUUACAUAGAGGGGAAGAAUAAUAUUAUAAGAGAAAAUGAAUAUACUAUUUUAAAAAAAUAUAAUAAUAAAUUUGAAAAAUUAGAAAAUUUAAAAAAAACGAACGAUAAUAAUGACUUUGUUGGUAGUUCAGAAAAUAAUAAUAAUAAUAGUAGUAAUAUUAUAAACAUAAAUGAAUAUAAUACUAAUGAUAUAGAUAAAAAAGAUAACAUUAACGAUAAUAAUUGUAUUAUUACUAGUAAUAAUAUAAAUUAUAUUGAUAAUAAAGGUGAUGAUGAUAAUGUAGAUAAUAAUAUUUUCACAGAUGAUAUAAUUUAUUUUUCAUCAAAUUAUAAUAACAGGAAUAAAAAAAAUUAUAAUAACUCAAUUAAUGAAAUUGAAAAAAAAAAUAUAAAUUUUAAUAAGUCAAAAUUUGAAGAGAAUACUAAAAUGAUCAAUAAAAUGUUACAUAUAAAUAAAAUUACAAAUGAAAAAAACAAUAAUAACGAAGAAGAUUUUCACAUCGACUAUUCUACUGUUAAAAAUAAUUUAAAUUUUAAUUCUUCAAUCAAAAGAAAUUGUAAUGAUUUAUUUCAAAUAGAAAAUACAAAAGAGAACAAUCAUUUUAUCAACGAAGAAUUAAAGGAAAAAAAUAUAGUUAAUAAUUCAUCAUUUGUAAAAAACUAUUUAAAAAAUAAUAAAUUAGAUAAUAUCAAUUAUAGUACUUUUUAUAAUAAUUCUAAGAAAAUGUUAGUCCAUAGAGAUAAUAUUCCUUAUAAUUUUCAGAAUAUCAUUAAAACAGUAGAUAAACAGACAGACAAAAAAUAUAAUCUAAUAAAUUAUUUUUGUGAUACGAAUAAUGCUAGCAAUAUAAAUAAUAAUCAUACAAAUAAUGUGAAUUAUGUUGAUAUAAAUGAUAAUAAUGAAAAGAACUAUAUUAGCAGGGAUGAUAGUUUUAAUAGAAAAUACAAUGAUAAAGAGAAUAUUUAUAUUGAUAAUGAAGGAGAUUAUAUAAAUAACAAGGAUUAUUUUUACUUUAACAAUGAUAAUAAUUAUACAAACAUAGACGAAAAUUUUUACAGAAAUAAUAAUGAAGUUAACUAUAUAAAUAACAAUGAAAAUUUAUAUUUUAAUAACUAUAAUUAUAAAAAUAAUGACGAUAAAUUUUAUAAUAAUGUAGAUGAAAGCAAUUGUAAUAAUAAGGAAGUUUAUAAUAUUACUGAUAAUGCAAAUAAUAAUAUUGAAACAAAAGAUAUUAAUAAUUAUAACUAUGUUAAAAAUUUUAGUUACCAAAAAUACAAUAUAAAUUCUAUUUGUAGCAAGAAUAAUUACAAUAAACGUAGAAGUAACAAUAACAAUAGUAAUAAUAUUAAUAAUAAUGACAAUAUAAGUAUUAGAACUAAUAAUUAUGAUAACAAUAAUAAUAAUAAUAAUGAUAGUAAUAGUAACAAUAAUGAUAGUAGUAAUAAUAUCAAUAGUAAUAUUAAUAAUAUUAAUUAUAAAGACAGUAAUUAUGGUUAUCAAAAUAAUAAAAAUUUUAUAUAUAUAGAAAAAGAGAAUAAUAAUAUAAAUGAUGAAAAACAUAUAUACAAUGAAAAUAGUUUAUAUGAAAAUGAAAAUUUAAAAAUUAAUGAUAAGGGUGUAAAUAAAAUUUAUUGCAAUCAAAUAAAUAAAAGCACAAUAAUAAAUAGUAAUAAAUUAAAGAGUAACAAUAUGAAUACAGAUCUCUUCAACAAAGAUAGUUACAAUUCGUGUAAUAAUAUAAUAAGUUUUAAAAAUUUAAAUAAUUAUGAAUAUGAUGAAAAUGAUAAGUUAAAAAUAAAGCACAAUACUAAUGAAAAAAAUUCAUCAAAUUAUUUAAUUGAAUUAAAUGAUUUUUCAAAUACAAAUGAAGAAUCUAAAAUAUAUCGUAAAAAUAAAAAUACAAAAAAAUGUUAUACCUUAAAUAAUAACGAAAACUUUAAAAAAAUAAAUGCUAGAAAUAAUUAUCAAGAAUAUUUAGAUUAUUCAUAUAAAAAUGAUAAUAUAAAAAAUGGAAAUAUUGACUUAAUAGAAUAUAAAAAUGAUCAAACCAAUAGCUCCUUUUUUUUACAAGAAAGUAUAAAUGAUAUAGUUAUUCCUAAAAGUACAAAUAUAAAUAAACAUAAUUAUAUAGAAAAGGAAUUAAACAUGCAAUAUAAAAAAAAUAAUUUCCUAUAUGGAUCCUUAGAAGAAGAAUUUAGAUUGAAUGAACAAAACAAUUUUAUUGAGAAUAAUUAUUUAUUGGAUAAAUAUAAAAGUAAUAAAAAAAAUAUGUUAUUUAAUAAGAGCGUUUUAUUAAAUAAUUGUAGUACUAUUAAAAAAAACAUUUCAAAUAAUAAUGUAUUUUUAUUAGAUCAACAUAAUAAAAUUAGAAAAAAUAAUUUUACAGAAUGCAAUAAUUUAGAUAUACUUCAAAAUAAUAAUAUAAUAAAUGAAAAAAAGCAUAAUAAUAAAAAAUAUUAUAAUAUGGAAAAUUACCAUUAUAUUCCAAAUAAAACAGGAAAUUAUAAUAAAAUAUGUAAAAUAAAAAAUGUUUUUUCAGAAAGCUUUGAUAAUAAAUACUUCAAAAAUGAUACAAAAAAAAUGUUUGAUAUGAAUAUGAACCUAUCUGAAAGCAAAAAUAUCAAUGAUGUACACUUUUUAAAUGAUACAAAAAAAUAUUCUUUAUUAAUAAAAAAAAAAAAAAAUAUACAUACAGACAAUCAUUUUUUAGAGGAUAAUAAUAAUAUAAAAAAUAAAAUAUCCUUUAGUAAAAUUAGAAAUAAUUAUUUUAAAAGUAAAAAUAUUAUAUAA
Plasmodium gallinaceum is the source of this 8997-nucleotide messenger RNA. RefSeq names its product conserved Plasmodium protein, unknown function. Lineage: Eukaryota; Apicomplexa; Aconoidasida; Haemosporida; Plasmodiidae. Bases 1 to 8997 code for a protein of 2998 amino acids. The transcript has a single exon. The record is from RefSeq and is a predicted model, not a curated record.